Messenger RNA from Cylindrotheca closterium, 2811 nucleotides. The record is from the annotation of a GenBank genome assembly. NCBI's taxonomy places the organism in Eukaryota, Bacillariophyta, Bacillariophyceae, Bacillariales, Bacillariaceae.
AUGACAGCACAAAUUCCUCCUCCACCGAAUUCCCAAGUGCUUUCGUUGGUAGCAGCUUUAUCCCAAACAGAAAAUCAUGAUUUGCAUGUCCAAGCUAUUCGCGCCAGAGACGAAGCCUUAAGCGCAUCUCCGAACAGCUAUGGCAACCUCUGUGUCCAAUUAUCACUGUUACUGGUGGGGUGCAACAAUCCGGAGCAAAUGCUUCACCAAAUUGACCGACCUUCGUUAGACGGAUGGCGUCAAGCCAAUCAAUCAACUGCUCUUAGACUUGAGUCGGAUCCCAUGCAAUGGAUACCUUUUGGCCAGAUGGGUGGGCUGAUUCUGAAAAAUGCAUUGUUGCGUCCGCCAAUACAAAUAACAGGCCAAUCUAUGGCACUGAGUAAUGAAGACGCUUUGCGUUUGAAGGAAACUCUGGUAUUCGGGCUUUCUCUCGGUCAUCCUGAGUUGUACAACGUCGUUUCUUCCAUCAUCGCGACAACUUCUGUUUCAGUUGACGGUGUUCAACCUCUCAUGCACAUAUCUCAGUGGCCGGAGUUGAUGCCAAUCUUGCUUCAGAAUAUACACAAUGCGCUAAAUAGUUCGAAUGUGUCGUCCUUAAGUGGUUCGUUGACGACGGUGCGCAAGAUGAUGGAGGAUGGGCCUUCCGAGAUUCCAGUGAUGGCGCUUGAUUCCAUUGUACCAUUGCUCUUGCGCUUGUUUCAAGCAACUGACGAGAACAUCAAGGUUGCUGCACUACAAUCUAUAGUUGCCUGUUUGGGGUCUGGUAUGCUCCCAAGUUCUCUUGUCACACAUUUUUCAGAUUAUUUCACGGGGUUGUCUCAUCUAGCAUCUGAUGAAAGUGCUAAGGUUAGGAAAUGGGUCUGCCGAUCAAUUAACACAAUGUUGGAACUCCAUACACAUUAUCUCCAACCACAUAUGGGAUCGCUAUGCCAGUUUAUGUUACAGGCAACAAUUUUACAACCAUCCCAAGCCGAUGAUAUUGUAGCUGUUGAGGCCUCCGAAUUUUGGAUACUUUUUGCCACAUUGGAUGAGACACGUCUUACUUCUGAUAUGAUGGAUACAGUGGAAAAGCUGCUGCCGAAUCUAAUUCCCACCUUGCUUCAUAACAUAGUGUACUCCGAAGAGCAACGAAUUGAGAUUCUGGCACAAAAUGAAAUCGAUUUAGAAAUGAAGGAAUCGAUGAAACCCAUAUUCCACAGCACAAAACAGAAACACGACGGCCAAAGCGAUAUGGAUUCAGAGGAUGAAAGCGACGAUGACGGCUGGGACGAGGAUGAUACUGAAUGGAAUUUGCGAAAGUAUUCUGGUGCAUCUUUGGAUUCCUUAUCGAAUUUAUAUGGGGCGGGACCAAUUUUGCCAGCUCUUCUCCCUGCACUGCAGCAGGGAUUGUCGAGCGGAGAUUCUUGGAUUCAAGAAGCUAGUAUCCUUGCCCUCGGUGCAAUUGCGGAGGGUUGCCAUGAAGAGAUGAAUGCUCAUAUGGGUGAGCUAUAUCCUUUCUUACUAAAUUUACUUUCAGCACCCGAAACCCCUCAAGCACUACCGCAACUCAAAAGCAUUUGUGCAUGGACUGUUGGUCGCUAUGCGGCUUGGGCUGUAGACCAGGUCCAGAGAGGAGCACAAGGGCACCUGCUCGCCCAAGUGACCGAGGUUUUGCUGAAACGCUUAGACGAUAGCAAUCGAAAAGUCCAGAUUGCUUGUGGGUCAGCUCUUGGAGUAGUGAUUGAAACAUCUGGUGAUUUGCUUUUACCUUACCUCGAGCAUAUUUGCCCUCCUCUUGUCUCGGCAAUGUCAAGAUACCAAGGACGGAGCCUUGUGAUUAUUUUUGACACGCUUGGUAUAAUGGCUGACUCCUGUGGCCCAGCUAUUGGCGAGCAUGAGCUACCAGCGAUAUAUGUACCCACAAUGCUACACAUGUUGAAUACCAUAAUGCUGAAUAAUCCAUCUGAUCAGACGCUCUUGCCUCUGAUGGAGAGUUUGGCAAGCGUUGCCCUAGCAUGUGGUAUGAAUUUCCAGCCAUACGCCUUGGAGACGUUUGAAAACGCUAUGUGUGUCAUCGAGCAAGUUCAAUUGGCGCUGGCUACGGCGGACAAAGUCACGGAGGAGGAAGCAGACCCGAUAGUUUGUGCAACCGACUUGAUGGAUGGCCUGUGUGAAGGACUGGGGAAUAAUUUCAUCCCGCUUGUUGGAAGUAGCAAACGGUAUGGACAACACUUUGUUUCCGUAUUGCACAGUCUUUGCAAGUAUCAAGCAGUAGGUGUUCGAAUUUCUGCACUUGCUCUUUUGGGGGAUAUAGCAAGAAAUGCUCCAUCAUUGGUAGAACCUGGACUAUCUGAACUGCUUCAUGAAGCUAUAUCAAACAUUGAAGCCACGCACCAUGAAAUGCAUUCGAGCUUGGCAAACAAUGCAGUGUGGGCAAUUGGUGAAAUUUGUGUUCAAUGCGGUUCCAACUCUGCACCAUUUGAACCCUUUGCAUCUCUUUUGAUGCAACGACUUAUUGUGCUUCUUAUGGGCAAUGGUGAAGGGCGAAUUUCUUCUGGGUGUGGUGUUAAUGUUGCGGAUGUCAUCUCUUCGAUUUUAUUUGCAAUCAUUUCGUGGCAUAUUCCAGCAGAAUCAGGUCCCGAACAAAUCGACUUCGUUACUGGAGAGUAUGCUUUUCAGCCAUUCCCACCCAGUGAUGCCGAAAUCGGCCUGCAAUUAGCCAAGCUAAUGAAGGACAUAAAAGCUUCGGUUGGUUCUGAUGUUUGGGGAUCCACCCAAGCUCAGCUUCCAGUGAAUGUUCGGCGACUGCUUCAAAAGGCUUAUGAUUUGUGA